Molecule: messenger RNA, 996 nt
Organism: Sclerotinia sclerotiorum 1980 UF-70
Lineage: Eukaryota; Fungi; Ascomycota; Leotiomycetes; Helotiales; Sclerotiniaceae
Exons: 1
Coding region: 1-996 (331 amino acids)
Source: RefSeq, a predicted model, not a curated record
AUGUCCGAAAUGCAGCGCGCUCAAAGUCACAGACAUUCCGCCUCUAUGACAGAAAUUCACCAAGCUUCUGCUCCUCCAACCCCUAAACCAGUAACUCCUGUUCCUGUUCACGCGUACAUGGCUCCGCCGACUCCUCCAGCUUCUAAUUUCGGUUAUCCUCCGCCACCUCCUUCGGCUGCUGGCGGAUAUCCUCCGCCUCCUGUUUCGGUAGCUCCUCCUCCACCACAUCAAUAUAUACCACCACCACAUCAAUAUAUACCACCUCCCUCACCAUCGGUUAUGCCCGCAAGCCCAUUACCAUCAUACCGCGAUUUAUCACCUCCUCGAGUACCUACUCCUCCAGAGGAAAGCAGAGUCGAAUUAAUAAAAGUAGAAGAGGAACACUGGCCACCACAUUCACAUUCCCGUUCACAUUCACGUUCGCAUUCCCACGGAAGAUCCAGUCCAAGCGCAAGCCAUGUAUCCCGAAGAAAAAGCAGAAGAGGAAGUAUUACAAGCGGCAGAGAUAGAGAAAGAAGCGACAGAGAAGAAAUCUACAUUCAACGCGACCGCAUCAUCGAGCGCGGAACACCAUCUCCACAUCCCCCUCCAAGUCCUAGCUCCUUUGCCAGAAGAGGAAGUCGAAGUAGCAGGGGAAGCGGAACCCCAGAACCCGUUCUCAGUGGUUAUAGAACGGUAGAGGGUACGGGAUGGGAUCGCGAUCGCGAUCAUGUGGAUAGGAGACCUAUUACUCCGAGUGGGUAUAGGGUUGUUGAGGGGCAGGGGGGUAGGAGGGGUAGUGGGGUGGGCGUGGGUAGUGUGCAUAGGGAGAGGGAGUGGGAGAGGGAGAAGGGUUCGAUGUCGGGUUCCGGGUCGGAUUUUGGUGGGAGGAGGGGUAGUGUUACGUUUGAGAAUGGGCCGAGGGGCUUGGGGAGGUUUGUGGAGAGGGAGAGGGAGAGGGAUAAGGUGGUUAUGGAUGAGGGGGGGAGGAGGAGAGAGUUUUAUAGGAGGGGGUAG